GUAACACUGCAGGCCAUUACUGUCGUAUAAACAAUAAGUAAAAAGUGCCAGAUUUCCUCUACUUACAACGUGUUCUUCCAAUUUUCAAUUUAGUGAAAGCGUAUACGAAAGGUAUUGUCGCUGUCUGUCGUGUAAAUUAUAACAUCAGCGAUUCCGCAUUGCAGAUGGAAUGAACGAGAAUACUUGAGUGCAGAAGUACAGAGAAAACUAUAAUCUCACAAAGUUACAACUCAAUCAAGAGUCUCUGGUUCGAAGCUUCCAUCAUGUAUCACUCCUUGUUAACCAACUUGAUUGUUGACGUCGAGGUGUACGAGCAGUUGGUAAGGAUGACAGACUUUCAGUCCCGCAUCAUCUUUAUACUUCGAGCACUGGAAAAGCACCUUCCUUUUCCGUGUGCCUACACUGGUAAGAACAACGAUGAGUCCGUGAAACUCAGAAACGAGGCUGAAGCUUUGACGUCACCAAAUAACGAUUUGUCAGUCUUGCUCAAUGCCAGGAAGUUGUAUUCUCAAAGCGUUGCCUUGGCAGAGCAGUCCUCUGAUGCUAUGAUACGAGCUUACGCUAACAGGUCCUGUGUUCUGUAUUAUCUGUCCAAGUUCGAGGAAUGCAUCAGAGACAUUGACAGAGCUUUGAAGGGCAACUAUCCUGAUAAACUUAGGCCAAAUUUGCUUAUAAGGAAAGCCAAAUGCCUCAAGAUAUUGGGUCGUGAGGAAGAUUUCAACGAGGUGUACAAAGAGAUAAGUAGUCUGUUAAGACGUUUGGAUAUCAGUGAUGAAGUGAAAGAGAUUUUGGAAAUGAGAAUCAACUCUACAGUCAACAAGAUCGAUGAGUUGCUCAAACUCAAGGACACUUCUGUCAAACCGCCCAGCUUCGUGCCACACAUAUAUAUUCCAUCUGCCUCAGAAGUUCUUGAUUUGAAAUUUAAUGAAAAAUUUGGUCGUCAUUAUGUUGCUACUCGUGAUAUUAAGCCCGGAGAGUGUCUCAUUGCUGAAAAAACAUAUGCUAUGAUUAUUAAUCCAUCCAAUAUUUACACUCACUGUUCGCAUUGUCUUAUGAAAGCCUGGGAUAGUAUACCUUGUGAACAUUGCAUUUAUGCUAUGUAUUGCUCCACGAAAUGCAAGGAUGAUGCUUGGAAGCAGUACCAUGACAUCGAGUGCCCUGUGAAAGGAUACCUUUUUGCCGCGGAGACUCGUCAGACAGACAUAUUUUCCUUGAAACUAACUCUUUUAGCUGUCAGAGAAUUUGGAAGUAUUGAGAAUCUUAGAAGAGAAUUCAAUAAAAUCGACAAUUGCAAAGAUAAUCUUAAUAAAAGUUUUUCUGAUGAUGGAAUUUAUCAUAAUGAUCAAUACAGGCCAUUGUACAGUCUUAUGACACAUGAAAAGAAUAGGGAUCCAGAAGACAUUCUGAUAAUAUCAUUGAAUUCAGCUGUAGUUUUGUUUUAUGUCCAUAUAUACACAAAUUUUUUUAGUCAUUCAAAUAAAAGCGUAUCAGCUCUAUGCGAAAAUGCAGAUGCCUUGUUCUUUGGGCAACAGAUCGCUCAAAAUUGUAUGAAAAUCCAACAAAACGGACAUCAGAUAUCCGAACUACAUUCAUGCGAUUUAGUUGAGUAUGGUCGAGUUGUCGGUUCUGUUAUCAGCAUUUUAAACCAUAGUUGUGACCCAAACGCAACUAGAUGUCCAGUUGUUAUAGAUAAUGUUAUACACCAAGCAAUAUUUGCAUUGCAACCAAUUCCGAAAGGAUCUCAGGUACUGGAUAACUAUGGAUGUCACUAUGAUUAUGUUUCUAAAGUAGAAAGAGAUGAAAUAUUGAGUCGGUAUUUUUUCAAAUGUUAUUGCCAAGCAUGUGAUGAAAAUUGGCCUUUAAAAGAAUUCCUACCACCGAUACAUUCGUUUAUCACCAACAAGAAGGAUGCAAAUGAAAUCGAAAAGUUAUUGAAAAACUGUCAAGAGUGGAGAAAGAAAUACCAUCAGUACACAACUUCUAGAAAUUUUGAUGUAAAUCUAGUAAGUAAUUUCAAAGUUAUAAUUCAAGCAAUAACUAAAAUAUAUAAAACGACGCCACGUCGCCCUAGCCGUGAGUAUGCUGACUUACUCGAUUCGUUACGGUACGCCUUGCAAACGUGUCACAUACCUCAGUUUGAACAGUAGUGAAGUUUGAUUAAUCAAUACAUUUUGGACACUUAUUUGUAAUUACUUGGAAAAAUUAAUACUGAAAAUUACUAAACCGUCUGUUAUUUGUUAUGUCAAAUAGUGUAUAAAGUUCUACAAACCCGGACUUUGUCAUCAAACCAUUUUUAAUAUUUUAUACAUUACGUUAAUUACCAUCCUUUUUUUCUCCCCAUCAAUAACGAUUGUAAGAUUAUCGAAACAAUCUGUACUGACUGAAGAGGACGAGACGUUUAACCUGCAGCUAUAUUUAAUGUGUAUAUAAUGUGUAUC
Messenger RNA from Copidosoma floridanum, 2438 nucleotides. RefSeq names its product protein-lysine N-methyltransferase SMYD4-like. Gene Ontology annotation, cellular component: cytoplasm; nucleus. Gene Ontology annotation, molecular function: histone deacetylase binding. The record is from RefSeq and is a predicted model, not a curated record. NCBI's taxonomy places the organism in Eukaryota, Metazoa, Arthropoda, Insecta, Hymenoptera, Encyrtidae.